AUGUCAGACGUCGGCAAAACUCGGCCUCCAUCGGGGGAGUGGUUGAUGUUUGACUGUCUUCUGCAGCGGCUGUAUGGGCGCUUCGUACCAACGGCACUGCCUCCAGCCGGGACUUUCGACGGCCAAACUGUGCUUAUUGUAGGCGGUACCAGAGGCCUUGGACUGGCGGCUGCCGUGCACUUUGCGACCCUUGGUGCUAAUGUGAUUAUCACAUAUCGCAAAUUGUCCGGUGGCGAAGCCGCGAAACGUCACAUUGAGGAAGCGGUUGGACCCUCUCUCAAAGGCAAGAUUUCAUGCCUGGAGCUGGACUUGGAAAAUUACGACUCGUGCACCAAUUUCAUGUCCAAGCUUAGGGCCAGUCUGCCUGGGCCCGCUGCGCUGGACGUGGCGAUUGUGAGCAGCGGCAUUAUCAACUCCCACUGGGAGGAGAGUCCCACAGGGUGGGAGAGAACAAUUCAGAUUAACACCAUCGGCUCAACUCUCAUCGGCUUGCUUCUGCUUGGCUGGAUGCGUGAAGGCCGGGAUGAUCGAGAAUCGCCUUCACGCAUGAUUUUCCUCUCCUCGCGUGAGCACCUCUACCCCAACAUGGAUGAGCUCACCAAAUGGUCGCAGCAUGAGCACGGGAUACUGCGACAGGUAUGUUGCCAGGAGAACUGGCCAGGCAGCUUUUGGGAAGCCGAGCCCAACUACGCCAUCAGCAAGCUUCUAUUAAUGUACACGAUCGAGGAAAUCGCCAGAAUGGCACGAGGACCGGAUGGCGACCCCUUUGUUAUCGUCAAUAGUGUGUGCCCCGGAAUGACAUAUACCGAAAUGGCUCUACCGAUUGCCUCCAGAUCGUGGUUCCAUAAUCUCUGCGUCUACCUAACAAAUCUCAUCACUGCCAAGACACCGGACUCAGGUGCCAGAAUCAUUGUGCAGACUGCAGUGAAACCGAAAGAGUAUCAUGGAAGCUGCCUCUACCAUCACCAAUGA
Molecule: messenger RNA, 972 nt
Organism: Clonostachys rhizophaga
Lineage: Eukaryota; Fungi; Ascomycota; Sordariomycetes; Hypocreales; Bionectriaceae
Source: the annotation of a GenBank genome assembly